AUGCCACCAACAUGCUCGUCCACCGUGGGGUGCUUGUCCACCGUCGCGCCGUCCUCGAGCUCACCCUCUCCACUCCUCGAGAUCCAUGUACACGACCUCACUUUGAAAGCAACUGCGUCUGCGCUGGUCUUCGCACUUGGCCAGCCUGGCUCGAAUAUUCCUGCACGCAAAUUCCCGAAUGGAGUCCAACAAGGCACAUCCUGCAUCCUAAGCGUGGCCCCUGAAAGCAAAUUUGCCUCGUCCCCCACGGUGCCGCUGGUCCUGACUCCGAAAACCCCGGUUGGGAAUGUCUCCCAGAAGAGAGAGCAAUCGAUUACACUACUGGUACAACUGAAACCGCAAGGCUUCCUGGUAGGCGUUUUCAAAUACUACCAGACUAGCACUUGGCAGCGUGUCGAGGCCAUCUCCGGUAACGCUCCGUUUCCGUACUACGCUCUUCAGACCCGUCCUUCGCCUUCUGGUUCGAAGAUUCACGUUCUGCUCUUCUCCACCGUCGAUCCGGAGACAUGGAUGUCGAAACUUCCAUCGUCCGCACCCUUGUCUUCAUUCUGUAUUCCGGGUACGCAUGAGUCUCUUGCGCGGUACGGGUACCCCAUCUCGACCUGCCAAAACGUUGCGUCAACUGUCGCCGCGCAGCUGGCUGCUGGAAUUCGCUUCCUUGAUGUCCGUGUCAAUGCCAAAGGGAAAGGAUACCCCUCGCAGCAAAAACUACUCGCCUAUCAUGGCGUCACGGACGAGCGCAUCGAGUUCGGGCAAGUGCUGGCGCAGUGCUGGGACUUCCUGGACGGUGUCGGAAAGAGCGAGACGGUCAUCAUCAGCAUGAAACCAGAGGCGGACGCGGCGACGAUGCAAGCAUGCUUCGAACAGGUCUAUCUCAACCCAACCAAGUCACGAUGGUUCCUCGAACCUCGAGUGCCAACGCUGGGUGAGGCACGCGGGAAGCUAAUCCUCAUGAGCCGGUACGGUAGCAGCAGCGACCAACCUGGCGGGAUCCAUCCCUCCAUCUGGCCAAACAGCGAGAAAGACAUAUUCUCUUACAUUAUUCCCUCCGGUCAGAAGGUAGAAACGCAAGACUGGUACAACGUCGGGACCCUAGGAUCGUUAGGCGAUAAAUUCCAGCUGAUGCAGAAGCUGCUCAGUUCUUCCGGCUCGGAUCCGAACACGCUGUCCAUCAACUUCGCAAACGGGUCAUCCUUUCCCUUGGCACUCCCUCCUUCCGUCGCCAUGGGCGCGCUCGGCUACACGGGGAUGAACAAGCGCAUCCUCGAUUACGUGGCGAACCAACUGUUACAAGCCAGCAGGACGAGCCCUCUGGCAGCUUUAGGCGAGAAGGGCGCGGUCGCGCCCCUCCCGUGGAAUGGGGCGACCAACCCACUGAAAUGCAUCUUUAACCUCGACUAUUAUGAAACCACACCUGAUCUCGUCCCGUUGCUCAUCCAGGCAAACUUUCAGCAGAAUCCAUAG
This is a messenger RNA of Tilletiaria anomala UBC 951, 1464 nucleotides long. RefSeq names its product PLC-like phosphodiesterase. The record is from RefSeq and is a predicted model, not a curated record. Gene Ontology annotation, molecular function: phosphoric diester hydrolase activity. NCBI's taxonomy places the organism in Eukaryota, Fungi, Basidiomycota, Exobasidiomycetes, Georgefischeriales, Tilletiariaceae. Bases 1 to 1464 code for a protein of 487 amino acids. Gene Ontology annotation, biological process: lipid metabolic process. The transcript has 2 exons.